CUCUGUUCUAUCUCUCUACCCCUAUUUCUUCAUCUACAUCGGCUCCUAUCGAGAAAAGAGAAAUCCAAAGGAAAAAUUGAAAGAAAAGACAAGAUAAAAAAUGGACUCUGUGCUCUCAACUGUCACCAAUCUUCUCCCCUACCAUCUCCUCUCCUAUGGCGCUCUCCUGGGCACUGAGCUCUUCCAGAGCUUCGUCAAUACCAAAGUCUGCUAUCGCGCCCUCCCAAUGUGCGAGUUCCUCGCCCUCCAGAAACAAAUCUUCCCCGCAUAUUUCAAAUGUCAGGUGGGCCUCGUGAUUCUUACCGCGGUAACCCGGCCACCGCGGAGCAUUCUGUCGCUAGGUUGGGAUACAGUACCGCUGGCCAUUGUGGGCGUGACAGGGGCUCUGAACUGGUUCGUCUUCGGGCCGAAGACCACGACGGCCGCGGUCGUGCGGAGAAGCAUGCAGGAGCAAGCCAGCAAUGAGGAUAACCCUGCGCCGACAGACCCGGCGAAGAUGCACCGGGCCAAUCGAAAUUUUGGGCGCAACCACGCCAUGGCCAUCCAUCUGAAUGCCAUCUCCAUGGUUGCGACAGUGUGGUACGGGUUCUCGUUGGCAUCGAGCAUCUUGGCGAGGAUGUAAGGGAUGAGGUUGUGGAGGCCCAGACUGUUAUCAGAAGGCCUAUCUUUGCCUGAGUCUAUGGUGUAUUAGUCUAUGAUGUAUUGGGCAGAUGAUUAGGGAAAGGGUGCUAUGGCUUGGACUAGGUACCACAGAUACGUGGCAGGGUCGUGGUGUUUCAAAUGGAAUCUGCCGGUUGGGAUCACAACCAUGAUCUACUCACCCAUGGGGGGAUUAACUUUGG
Messenger RNA from Aspergillus candidus, 842 nucleotides. RefSeq names its product DUF4149 domain-containing protein. NCBI's taxonomy places the organism in Eukaryota, Fungi, Ascomycota, Eurotiomycetes, Eurotiales, Aspergillaceae. Bases 101 to 622 code for a protein of 173 amino acids. The transcript has 3 exons. The record is from RefSeq and is a predicted model, not a curated record.